GCGCACGCCGCACGGUACACGUGAUGCAUGCUCCGGUAUAUCCGGCAUCUGCUGAGAAGCACGUGAAAAUAUAUUUGUUUUCUCCAUCCAGUUAGAUGUAAUUAUAUGAUAGGUGUACGAGGGAUACAAAUCCAGUGAAAUUAUAAUUUCGUUUUUAGUCUAGUCGGCGUAAUAAUUGUGAAGAACGUUGUUGACGUACAGUUGUCCUCUGUGAGAGGUUAUGUCUUUCCGUGGACGCGGUGGCGGAGGUUUUAGGGGCGGCGGUGGUUUUAGGGGUGGCCGAGGUGGCGGAGGGUUUAACAGGGGACGUCCUGGUGGUUUCGACAAGGGCAGAGGGUACGAUCAAGGACCUCCGGAGACAGUAACGCUUUUAGGACACUACACAUGGACGGUAGAGAAUGACUUGGUUCUUAAAGUCGAUAUUGAACAGGUGCCCUUUUUCAAUGCGCCGAUCUACACGGAGAACAAGCAGCAAAUUGGGAAGAUAGAUGAAAUAUUCGGCAAUAUUCGUGAUUAUUACGUGUCUGUUAAGGUAGCAGAAAACGUGAAGGCUGGCAGCUUUCAGAAAGAUGCUCAGUUAUAUAUUGACCCAGCAAAGCUAUUGCCUCUUCAGAGGUUCUUGCCAAGACCUCCUGGAGAACAAAAAAGAGGUGGUGGCCCUGGCAGGGUCAUGAAAAGAGGUGGUGGAGGCAGAGGAGGAGGCUUUGGUAGAGGCGGUGGCAGCAGGGGUUCCUAUGGGAGAGGAGGAGGCGGUGGUUUUGGUAACAGAAGUGGCGGCAGUGGAGGAUUUAGAGGUCGCGGAGGAGGCGGCGGAGGCGGUGGAUUCAAUCGUUCUAAUUCAGGUGGUGGUCGAGGAGGAGGAGGAGGAGGAGGCAGGGGAAGAUGGUAGAUUUUAAAUCAACAUGUUAAUGUACUAGAAUAAUAUCUUGCGACGUGUACUAUAAUGAUAAAUAUUAUAAAUCAUAAAGAGAAUUAAAUAUUUUAUACAAUUUA
Messenger RNA from Temnothorax curvispinosus, 993 nucleotides. It is a transcript of the gene Gar1, whose product is annotated as probable H/ACA ribonucleoprotein complex subunit 1. Lineage: Eukaryota; Metazoa; Arthropoda; Insecta; Hymenoptera; Formicidae. The transcript is spliced from 3 exons. The record is from RefSeq and is a predicted model, not a curated record. Gene Ontology annotation, biological process: snoRNA guided rRNA pseudouridine synthesis; ribosome biogenesis. The coding region runs from base 221 to 889 and encodes 222 amino acids. Gene Ontology annotation, molecular function: box H/ACA snoRNA binding. Gene Ontology annotation, cellular component: box H/ACA snoRNP complex.